AUAAAAGAAUUAUCAGAAGUUCUACAGAGGGUAAAUCAUAGUAACACCGGUUAUUUGUUUGACUGAAUGCUAAUAAUAUAAAAGCUUACUUGAUUAUUUAGAAUUCUUGGAAUGUAAUGAAAUGAUAAGCGUAAAGCUGUGAACAGGGUAGUGACCUAGAUUCUGAAAAUACCGUUUUCUCAAUAAGAAAUGUGGAUACAAAUGAAAGGAUUGUGGGUUAAAACAGUGACAAAGGUCCAACAGAAAAAGCGGAGUCACUAACACGCAGUCUUCUUGGAGCCGAAAAGUCAAGCUUUCCAAAUAAGACACAUGGGCCAAAAGUGUAAGCUGAUUCUGUUGUACGUGAUUUGUAUGAUGAUCCAAAGAAACACUGUCUCCCCAACUACAUCUAAUGAAACAAUGUAUACAAUCAUGAGGCAGAUUAUUGACGGUUAUGAAAAGGAACUUCCUCCAAAGUUUGACAAAGCAUCGGACAAACAAGUGGCGGUGUACAUAAACGUGUACAUACAGUCAAUGUAUGCUUUCAGCGAUGCAAAUAUGGACUAUUCUAUGACAAUGUUUCUAAGAGAGCGCUGGGUUGAUGAGAGACUUAGAUACCCCGAUACACAGAAAUAUCCAAGAUUGGAACUUGAAGGCCCAAUGGUUGAUAAACUAUGGUUACCAGAUGUUUACAUUAUAAAUGAAAAGGAAUCCGAUUAUCAUGAAGUCACUGUUCCAAACAAGAUGGCACACCUGUAUCCAAAUGGAACUGUUCAGUACAGCGCCAAAGUUACCGGUACAUUUUCAUGCCUAAUGUAUCUUAAGAAAUAUCCGUUUGAUACGCAAGUGUGCCAUCUAGAAAUGGAGAGUUAUGGACACAGUACGGAGACUCUGAAGUUUUACUGGAGCAACGAAGCUGUUUCAAUGUCCAAAGGGAUAGAAUUUCCCAAUUUCUGGCUGGCGAAUAUAAGCAUCUACGAGUGUGAAAAGACGUACUACAGCGGUAUAUAUUUACUAUACCCUUGCAUAGGAGUAAAAUUUACCAUGCGGCGGAACUACGAGUUUCACAUCUUGCACAUUUACUUGCCUAGUAUCCUGAUUGUCAUUUUGUCCUGGCUGAACUUUUGGUUGGACUGCACGGCCGUACCGGCAAGAAUUACACUGGGAUUACUUACCGUGCUCACCAUGACAACACAGACCUCGAACUCUAUGGAGAAUAUGUCGCACGUUUCAUAUCUAAAGGCUAUAGAUGUCUAUAUAGCUGUCUGUCUGACAUUUGUAUUCAUGGGCCUUGUUGAGUUUGCUUACGUUAACGUGUUGACACGCGCCGAGAGAAAAGAAACAACGGACACAACCAAAGAACUGAAAACUGUUGAUGGAGUACUAAAAAAGAAUACACGUAAAUCAAAAUAUGUAUCAUGCACUCAGACAACCUGGAACGAACUGUUGUGCUUUAGUCGUCUGUCUAACCUUGGUCGUGCUCGUCUUGUAGACAAGAUUUCCAGGGUUAUAUUUCCACUAAUGUUUGGAGUAUUCAACAUAUUCUACUGGUGUUUCUACGUUAUUUUCUAAUAAAGCUGUAGACAGGCUUUCACGGGAAUUAAUUUCAUUUGUAUGUGGGAUAUUCAGUAUAGUCUUUUUAUGUGUCUACGUUGUUUUCAAAUAAAAGAACAGUUAUUCAUACAAGAAAGAAUUAUUUGUUCAAAUUUUAUACAUUCUGUUAUCUGUACAUGUUAGUAUCCUCUUCUUAUGAAUUCAAAUUCAUGUUUCUGACAUUAAAGAAAUUACAUUGGUUUUCAUGGUUAUAACUAUGUAUCCCUGAUUCAGUGAUGAAAUCUGUCUUCGUU
Molecule: messenger RNA, 1826 nt
Organism: Mercenaria mercenaria
Lineage: Eukaryota; Metazoa; Mollusca; Bivalvia; Venerida; Veneridae
Product: glycine receptor subunit alpha-3-like
Exons: 11
Coding region: 310-1551 (413 amino acids)
Biological process (GO): chemical synaptic transmission; chloride transmembrane transport; nervous system process
Cellular component (GO): neuron projection; membrane; synapse
Molecular function (GO): extracellular ligand-gated monoatomic ion channel activity; transmembrane signaling receptor activity; chloride channel activity
Source: RefSeq, a predicted model, not a curated record